This is a messenger RNA of Cynoglossus semilaevis (tongue sole), 731 nucleotides long. It is a transcript of the gene snrpd2, whose product is annotated as small nuclear ribonucleoprotein D2 polypeptide. NCBI's taxonomy places the organism in Eukaryota, Metazoa, Chordata, Actinopteri, Pleuronectiformes, Cynoglossidae. The coding region runs from base 155 to 511 and encodes 118 amino acids. The record is from RefSeq and is a predicted model, not a curated record. Gene Ontology annotation, cellular component: small nuclear ribonucleoprotein complex. Gene Ontology annotation, biological process: RNA splicing. Gene Ontology annotation, molecular function: RNA binding. The transcript has 3 exons.
CAUGACCCGGAAAUGAAUCGAGAUGAAGCGCGUAUUUGUGCCGUACCCGGAAGUAGUGUUGCUAACGCGUGAAUCGUUGAGACAACGGUGGUAAACCUAGCCAGUUAAGAGGCUCUAACUCUGAGGAAACUGUUUUUAUUAUAACCACACAACAAUGAGUCUGUUAACAAAACCCAAGUCAGAAAUGACUCCAGAGGAGCUCCAGAAGCGAGAAGAGGAGGAGUUCAACACUGGUCCCCUCUCAGUACUCACACAGUCAGUCAAAAACAACACACAGGUGCUCAUCAACUGUCGCAACAACAAGAAGCUGCUUGGAAGAGUCAAAGCCUUUGACAGACACUGCAACAUGGUCCUGGAGAACGUGAAAGAAAUGUGGACAGAGGUUCCGAAGAGUGGAAAGGGAAAGAAGAAGUCCAAGCCUGUGAAUAAAGACCGAUACAUUUCCAAAAUGUUCCUCCGGGGCGACUCUGUCAUCGUGGUGUUAAGAAAUCCUCUGAUCACGGGAAAAUGAACUGCGCAAAGACAUACUGUUGAGUUUCACCUUUCUUUUGUUUAAUCUUUCUUUUUGAAAACUUUAUAGGCAAUUAUGUCAGCUAUGUAAAAUGUUUUGGUGACCAUUGCCUUUACAGUUGUGUUGUUGUCAGUGGAUUAGGUAAAACAGUGCUAAAUUUUGCUUUUCUACAAAGGACGCCUUUGUUUCAUUUUAUAAAUAAACCUGCUCACAAUUUCGA